Branchiostoma belcheri (Belcher's lancelet) is the source of this 3374-nucleotide messenger RNA. RefSeq names its product centrosomal protein of 95 kDa-like. The record is from RefSeq and is a predicted model, not a curated record. Gene Ontology annotation, cellular component: spindle pole; centrosome. The coding region runs from base 80 to 2818 and encodes 912 amino acids. NCBI's taxonomy places the organism in Eukaryota, Metazoa, Chordata, Leptocardii, Amphioxiformes, Branchiostomatidae. The transcript is spliced from 18 exons.
AUUGCCAUUAACCAAGAUGGCGGCCGUUUUGAACGGACAUUUUUGAAUCGCCCAGCAAAACAACUUCUCUCAAGUUGCCAUGGAUUCUGACUCAUCAAGUUCGGUGGCCUCUGGUGCAGAUGAAGAAUGGAUAGAACUUGCCAACAGCCUGUUGAAGAAGGUACAUGUCCUGCUGAGGGUCAGACAGCUGACCGACUGUGAUGGUCAUCUGCUGGUCAGUCUGUAUGAAGGGAUACUUGGAGACAAACCACCGGACUGUAUAGUGGACCCUCUGACUAAGGAAGACCACAUCCACAACGUCCAGAGUGUGAUUGACUCCCUGGCCCUGGACUACCUCCACGUGAACCUGUCCCACAUCACGGGGGAGGGCGUGGUCUCAGGCGACACGGAGAGCAUCAGGAACCUGCUGGAGAUAUUUGAAGGUCUGUUCGAGUACCUGGCAGAGGAGAUCGAAAGUGAAUCUGAACAAGAAGAUGAGCUUGAGGGUGCACCCCAGGACCCGUAUGCCUUCUCCAGACAGGGCCAGUCCAUCAUCACAGAUGUACUGGAUGAAGAGUUGGGCACUUUUCAUAGGACAGAGAGACCUGUCCCCCCUGCCACAGUGUCUGCAGCCCCGGCACAGGACAGUCUGGAGGAGGGGUCCACAGAUGACCUGAUAGAGCUGGGAGACAGCAGAUAUGUACACAGGCACAGUCCACCUACUAAAGGUUCACCAGUCAAACCUACCUCAACAAGACUUGAUGACACGUACAGUAAACCAGCAGCAACUCAACCAGCCACAGUUCCCAGUGCAGUACCAGUCACAUCUGCCUAUGUUCCUCCACUGGCAACCACAAGUGUUACACCUUCUACCAUUCCCACACCAAUCCUCCCUGCUGUAACAACAAGGCCAGACGACACAUCAGACCUGAGGAGGAUCUCCACAGUUCCCCCCUCUAUAGCCAUCCCCAUCUCUGUCACAAGAACUCCUACUGCAGCCCACAGAGAUGUCAGUGAUAUCCACACUACUCUACCCAGCAGGAGAGUUCCCACUUAUUCUGAUGCAGUGGAGGCACCAGUUACAUCAGCUGCAACAAUACCAACUGACGAACCACAGCCUGUAGAUCCUUAUCUUCGUGUGUCUCAGGGUGUUGCUCAACCUCCUCUGGAAGAAGAUAGAUUUCCAGGACAGAGACUUCAGACCCAACCUAUCAGACCCCCCAGGGAUGCUGGAAGAGAUGAAGAGACAGCUCCAAAGAGAGUGCAUUUCAUGGGUGAUACAGGUAGGACUCCCACCAGGAAGAUAGCUGGGAUGGACAGAAGGAGUGAUGAGGAAGAGGAGGACAGAAGGAUGGGGGAGGAUGAAGAGGUGCUGGACCACCAGAGGAGGCUGAGGCAACUGGAAGAGUUCCUAGAGAGAUCACGUGAGGAGGUUCGGCGUCUGAUGGUGAGAGAGGAUGAGGAGUUGUCCCAGCACAGUGACAGUGCUGUAGACUAUGAGACAGAGGAGACCAGUCAGGAUACAGACACCAGCAGCGGUGUGGAGGGGGCGUACAGGAGGACGGACAUGUUACGGGCACAGAGGGACCCCCUGCGGGGUCUACGGGCUGAACAACGGAAAAGCCCACCAAGGAGAAGAUCUCCCUCUCCGGUUUCGUCGCCGGCCCGUAGGAGGGUGAGGUUCCAGGACAUUGAUGAUGCUCUGGACGGGGACGCCACGGGGAGGCUGGGUCCCAUCCGCAGGGGGCUGAGGGAGGAGAGCAGGGGACAGCACACUAAAACUAAGAUUCUGGACUCCAUCUACAGAGAUGAGUUUGAGAACAUUGCAACAAGUGAGCUACGAAAACAGGCAGAAAUCAGGAGGAAAUCCAAUCAAAAGGAUAAAAUCUACAGGAAAGCUACCCUGCAGUCUCCAAAGCAGACAAAAUACAGGCCUGGAACCAAAUACAGAGUGCCUGUCAGUGGAGGUUCUUCUCGACUAGCGGAUGACAGGAAUGAGAGAAGGAGGAAGAGAAGUCGGUCAGCCAGCCCUACAACCCCAGGCAGGGUAGAUAACACCAUGACGGUGAAAGACAACGACCUGCUGCCUGUACUCAUGGAGGAGUUCCCAUUCCUACACGUCUCCCCACACACCAUGGCUAACAUGUGGAGGAGACAGAUGAAACAGAUAGAACAGAUCACCAAGAUGUCUGAACCUGUCAGCAAGAGAACCAAGACUCAGAAACAGUUUGAGGAUGCCAAGAAGAGACAAGAGACCAUGCUGAAAAUUCUGGACAAGGAAAGACAGCACCAGCAAAGGAUGAAAGAUCUGCGUGAGAGGAGUAAGCAGCAGCGCCAGGUACAGCGUGCUGUCCAGCAGAAGAGACAGCAGUCAGCCAGGGCCAGGAGGUACUACGAUGAGUACCAGGUCAGGAUGAGGGCCAAGAUGCUGAAGAGGAAGACAAGAGAGGAACAGAUCUUUAAGAAGCUUUUUGAGGAAGGCCUGGGGAUCCAGAAGACACGGAUACGAGACCUGAGACAAUACGCUAAGGAGAAGAGGGACCACGUGGCUCAGAGACAGCAGGAUGAACUGGAGUCCAUGGAGAACUACUACCGUGACCAGUUCAGCAUGCUUGCUGAGACUCUGACCAGGGAGAGAUAUGAGCUGCAGAUACGUGACAAAGCCCAGGCAAAGGUUCUGGAGAAGAUGAGACGUGAACUCCGACAGAAGAUGGAAGAGGAGAUUAAGGGCCUGCAGGAGCAGCUGACUCGUGACGAGGACGACGCGUACUUCCGCCAGCUGGAGGCUGACAGGCUCCGUCGUCAGCUCAACUUUGCGAGAUAUCAGACUAGGCUGUGAAGUGUGAUAGGAUCUCUCUGCAGUAAACACUUGAUAGUGCUUUUGUUUAAGCAUUGGAAUUUUUUUAAUUUUGAGAUGAUGGCACUCAUUUUAUCUUUUUAGCAUCUGUGAAAUUAAAGUUGAAUUCCUAUUAAUAAUAAAACAGCAAAUGUUGUCUCAUCUAGGGGUCUAAGUUUAUUGUAGCAGCAUUUAUCCAGAGAUUUUAGUACCUGGUGUUUGGAAACAACUACAAAAUAUUACACAAAACAUUUGAUGUUUCUGCAUCUUUUAUUCCACAAUGUAUAUAGUUUCUGCCACCAUUUACAGCAAGCUAAAUAUCGUAUUGCCUUGUUAUGUCCUUGAAGAUCAACAUAGCCCUUUACUAUGCUUAAAUCUAGACCUUUACAAUUCUGAAGAAUAACUACAUUUUUUUGGUGUGUCUCUUUAAAAGAGUCAAAUGUUACAGAUGACUAGUUGAAGUUUUCCCACUAGGUAGGUUUAACUUAACACCAACUUCUGAGAAUGAACAAAAUGAAAUGUACAAAUGAAGAUAACCAGCCAUAUUACAUACAAGAAA